CACAACUUCAAGACUCAAUCAGUGCCUUGCAUAAAAACAAUAAUAUCAACAUCUUCGUAGUCUCUCUAAUGGCGUCGCUUCAAUGUUCAUCUCAUUUUCUGGGCACAAACCCUAAAAUAUACAAUCCCACUUCGAUCUUCCAAAGCUACUCUCGAACCUCAUUCACCAAAUUAUCCUCUCGUGUCUCUCGCCAGAGGUUCCUACGCUGUUCACUGUAUAUGAACGGAUGUGAGGCUGACCAUAAAGCACCACUUGGCACGGUAGAAACAAGGACUCUCUCCACGGUUCCGUCUCCGGCAGCCGCGACCGAGAGGCUGAUAACCGCCGUCUCUGACCUCAAAUCUCAACCGCCUCCAUUCUCCUCCGGCAUUGUCCGAUUACAGGUACCAAUUGAGCAGCAAAUCGGAGCAAUCGAUUGGCUUCAUGCGCAGAACGAGGUUCUUCCUCGCAGUUUCUUUUCCCGUCGUAGUGACACUGGCCGUCCAGAUCUUCUUCAAGACUUCACGAAUGACAAUGGAUCAUCUGAUCGUAAUCCGGUUAGUGUUGCUGGAAUCGGGUCUGCUGUCUUUUUCCGCGAUCUGGAUCCGUUUUCUCAUGAUGACUGGAGAUCGAUCCGAAGGUUUCUGUCUUCGAAGUCUCCUCUGAUUCGCGCGUAUGGAGGUCUUCGAUUUGAUCCUAACGGGAAGAUCGCUGUGGAAUGGGAACAUUUUGGGUCGUUUUACUUUACAGUGCCUCAGGUCGAGUUUGAUGAGUUUGGAGGAAGCUCAAUGCUGGCUGCAACUGUUGCUUGGGACAAUGAGCUCUCAUGGACGCUUGAAAAUGCUAUUGAAGCACUUCAGGAAACUAUGCUUCAGGUUUCUUCUGUUAUAAUGAGAUUACGCAGAGAAUCUCUAGGAGUUUCUAUUGUUAGCAAGAACCAUGUUCCAAGUGAAGGAGCCUAUUACCCUGCUGUAAAUAAUGCUCUCGAGAUUAUAAAAGACAAAAAAUCACCCCUAAGCAAGGUUGUGCUUGCACGCAGCAGCAGAAUCAUUACAGAUACCGACAUUGAUCCUAUCGCUUGGUUAGCACGGUUGCAGUGUGAAGGACAAGACGCGUACCAGUUCUGUCUUCAACCACCCGGUGCACCAGCAUUCAUAGGGAACACGCCUGAGAGACUCUUCCACAGAAAACACCUAGGUGUCUGCAGUGAGGCCUUGGCUGCAACAAGGCCUAGAGGUGAUUCAAGGGUUCGUGAAUUGGAGAUAGAGCGCGACUUACUAACCAGUCCCAAAGACGAUCUUGAGUUUUCUAUUGUCCGAGAGAAUAUUAGAGAAAAACUUAAAACCAUAUGUGACAGAGUAGUAGUUAAACCCAAAAAAUCAGUGAGAAAGCUUGCAAGAGUACAGCAUCUAUAUUCUCAAUUGGCAGGACAGCUAAGAAGAGAAGAUGAUGAGUUUGACAUCUUAACUGCUUUGCAUCCGACACCAGCUGUUUGCGGAUGUCCAGUAGAGGAAGCAAGGCUUUUGAUUAAGCAAAUUGAGUCAUUUGAUAGAGGAAUGUAUGCUGGACCUAUUGGGUUCUUUGGUGGUGGAGAGAGUGAAUUUUCUGUAGGCAUAAGAUCUGCUUUAGUCGAAAAGGGUCUUGGAGCAUUGAUCUAUGCAGGAACAGGAAUAGUUUCAGGAAGCAAUCCAUCCUCGGAGUGGAACGAGCUUGAGCUUAAGAUCUCUCAGUUCACUAAGUCACUUGAACAUGAGUCAGCUUUGCAACCGAUCAACUGAAGAAAGGCGUGAAUUGAGAUUGUUUAACUAAAUUGGUUUGUAUCAUUUGUGUGUUUGGUCAUUGGUGUGUAUGUUGUAAAUAGAAGCAACACUAAUGA
This is a messenger RNA of Arabidopsis arenosa, 1855 nucleotides long. The record is from the annotation of a GenBank genome assembly. NCBI's taxonomy places the organism in Eukaryota, Viridiplantae, Streptophyta, Magnoliopsida, Brassicales, Brassicaceae.